This is a messenger RNA of Cyclopterus lumpus (lumpfish), 1506 nucleotides long. RefSeq lists its product as uncharacterized. Lineage: Eukaryota; Metazoa; Chordata; Actinopteri; Perciformes; Cyclopteridae. The coding region runs from base 1 to 1506 and encodes 501 amino acids. The record is from RefSeq and is a predicted model, not a curated record. The transcript is spliced from 15 exons.
AUGGAGCCCAGGAAACCGCUACGAGCGAGUCUAACUUUGCUUAUCCUGGUAACCGGCGGCUACGGAGGAAACCUACCAUCAGGGCCCAAUCUGAAAAUUGACCAGGCUCUGUUAACAUUCCAUAACCAGCUGACCGAAGAGGUGCAGGUCUUCUACACGUCAGACUACUGCUACAAGUGUGUGUACCAGCAGUUGCUUUCUGUGAAACCCAACAACAACAACGCAUCGGCGGUGGUCAGCACUAAAUUCACCCUGACUCUGCGAGACCCAGCAGAGGCUUGUGAAGCUGAGCGCAACACCACGAAAGCUAAAUCAGCACGCCUGCUCUCACUGGACACUUUCCGAGGGUUCGCCCUGACGGUGAUGGUGUUUGUGAACUAUGGAGGAGGAGGCUACUGGUUCUUUCAACAUGCACCAUGGAAUGGUCUCACUGUGGCAGAUCUUGUCAUGCCAUGGUUUGUGUUUGUUAUCGGCACCUCGGUGGUGUUGGCUUUCAGAUCCAUGCAGAGGAGAGGAGUUAGCCGGCGGCAGCUGCUCCGCAAGAUGACCUGGAGAACGGUCGUCCUCCUGAUGCUCGGCUUCUGCUUCCUGAACUACUCUCCGCGAGACGGGCCACUGUCCUGGUCCUGGCUGAGGAUCCCUGGAGUGCUGCAGCGUCUGGGCUUCACCUACUUUGUUCUGUCUCUCCUGCAGACUUUCUGGGGCCAGAAAGAAAUCCCACUGGGAGCGACUCCGUGGUGGAAACCCGUCCAGGAUGUGGUCCUUUACUGGCCACAGUGGCUGAUUAUCAUCCUGCUAGAGGCUGUGUGGCUGUGCACCACUUUUCUCAUGCCCGUACCCAACUGCCCCACAGGGUAUUUGGGAGCUGGUGGAAUCGGGGAUGACGGUCUUUACGCAAACUGCACUGGAGGCGCAGCCGGUUACAUUGACAGCUGGAUGUUCGGCGAUAACAUGUACAGAUACCCCUCAUGCAAAGAAAUGUACCGCACCACGCAGCCCUUCGACCCCGAGGGUGUUCUGGGUACAAUCAACUCCAUUGUCAUGGGAUUCCUGGGGAUGCAGGCCGGGAAAAUCAUCAUUUUCUACAAGGGGAAGAACAUCAGCAUCCUCUGUCGAUUCCUAGUGUGGGCCGUCCUCCUGGGAAUCUCUGCAGCCAUCCUUUCUAAGUGCACACGAGACGGAGGAUUUAUACCUGUCAAUAAAAACCUUUGGUCCUUGUCCUAUGUGACGUGUAUGGGCUGUUCCUCCUUCCUGCUGCUGGGAGGCAUGUACUUUGUCAUCGAUAUGAAGGGCUGGUGGGGCGGACAGCCAUUCAUAUACCCAGGGAUGAACUCCAUCUUUGUAUAUGUUGGCCACUCUCUCCUGGGUUUCUACUUCCCGUUCAGCUGGGAGAUGCGCUUCCAGCACAGCCACUGGGAGUGGCUCUUCCAAAGCCUGUGGGCAACUGCUCUGUGGGUGCUCAUCGCAUACCUGCUGUACAGGAAGAAAUUCUUCCUCAAAAUAUAA